This is a messenger RNA of Choloepus didactylus (southern two-toed sloth), 1545 nucleotides long. RefSeq lists its product as uncharacterized. Bases 789 to 1427 code for a protein of 212 amino acids. NCBI's taxonomy places the organism in Eukaryota, Metazoa, Chordata, Mammalia, Pilosa, Megalonychidae. The transcript is spliced from 20 exons. The record is from RefSeq and is a predicted model, not a curated record.
CAUGCUGGGUGCCAGCUGUGGCCACGUGUGCACCUGGAACAAGGAGUGGUGUGACGCCCUCAUGGUGCAUGUCUGGUGCCGCCAAGGCCAGUCACUCCUCUCCUUUCCCCUGUUUAAGACUGGUUCACAUUUUAUCCCUGCUUGAGGAAAUAUUGCUGAGUCUUUGCUGAAUGCAUGGCUAAGCCCUGCCAGUGCUGAGGUGGGAAGACAAAGGCCCUGCCCCCUAUGCAGGAUUGAGUCAGCAUUUUACCAAUUCCUUUGUGAAACCUCUGGAACCAGGUGGAAACAUUUGACAGAAACGUGGCUCCCAUAAGCAUCUGACUUUACCAAGUGGAAGAUGUAUUGGACAAGAUUGAAAAGAAACCAGCGAGUUAAUGUGAGGGGAUCAUGCAGCAGUUACUGUUGGAGCUGGAUGAUGCUGGCCUCCAGGUGGAGAACAUCCAUGGCCAAGCCCUCAUUUUGAUGAACAGCAGAGUGGUCUCCAGCAGGGAAUUGGUCAAACCCAAGCUAGCUGAACCUAAAAAAAAUUUUGAGACGGUGUCUCAGCAUAUCAGAAUUGCCAACCUCCCACAGGGGACCCAUUAGAGGACAUUUCUCAUGCCAAGGCAGAUGAAGAGGACCCAUCAAACAUCAAGUGUUUCAUUUCCUCAAGAAGAAGAGGAAAAGUAGCUCCCCUGGAGGAUCUGACAGAGGAGGCUCCUGGUGACAGGGUGGAUGAGGAGUCCCUGCCUGAUGCCAAGGUGACCUUGAAAGCAAGCAGAAAUGAUGGCCACUCUGCAGCUCACACCAUGCUUGCUCCCCAGAAGCAGCUGAUGGUGGCAGUUACCAGUGACCAAGAGGAUGAGGAGACCCUACCUAAUGAAGAGAUGCCACCUGGAGCAAGUGAAAAUGAAACCCCUGAGUGCCUGUUAGAGGAGCCUCAUGGUGACACGGCAGAUGAGGACAUUCCAUCUAAUUCCAUGGUGGGCUCAGAGUUGAGUGAAAAUGCUCCCACCAAGGGCCUACUCAAGGAACUUCUGCAGGCCACAGCAGUAGAGGAGGCCCCAUAUUAUUCUGAGGUGGCCCGGAUAAUAAACCCCAAUGAUUGGCUGGCUUAUCGGCGAUAUUCCAGCAGUGAUGAAGAUGACAAUCCAGGCGAACGCAUCACAGUUACUGCCCUCGUCCAUUCAGAGGCAUUCUUUACAGAUUCAGAGGAUUCUGAUGGAGAAGACAAUUUCCAUCUCUCUACUGUCUGUCAGGAGGAGGAGAACAUAAACGAGAAACAAGAGGAAAAUGAAGAGGAGAAGAACAUAAGCAUUACUGAGCUUACUGGGGUGGCUGCCAUUGAGCAGGAACGUGGAACUGGGGACAAGACCUGGAUGGUCAAAAUAAGUGCAGAUACUACCCCAGAAAAUGACAACAAUGGCGAGAUGGAGACCUCAGUCUGAGCCUUAAAGCCUCUGGACAUAAUGUGGUGGUUUGCAGUUGACAUCAGAGAAGAUACAAAGGAAACAGCCACCUCAUGCUUAUCCCCUUACAAUCUCUUUUGCUAGUCAAACAAUUAAA